AUGGCCUCCACACGCGCUUUCACCCGUCUGGCUACCCGGAGAAUUGCCGUACGGCCGGCAGUUUUCUCCCGCGGCUUCGCCUCCGUAAACGACGUUCACGCCCGCGAGCCCAUCUCCAAGACCGCCGAAAAGAUUGUACCCAAUGCGUCGCGAUCGCCCAUCCCAGAGAGCAAGACAUCGACGAUUGAGGACCCCGAGGCCAGCGCAGAUGCGAAGACCAAGACCUUCCACAUCUACCGAUGGAACCCAGAUGAGCCGACCUCCAAGCCCAAGAUGCAGUCGUACACGCUCGACCUGAACAAGACCGGACCCAUGAUGCUGGAUGCGCUCAUCAGGAUCAAGAACGAGGUGGACCCCACCCUGACGUUCAGGCGGAGUUGUCGCGAGGGUAUUUGCGGAAGUUGUGCCAUGAACAUUGACGGAGUCAACACCCUGGCAUGUCUCUGCCGUAUUCCCACCGACACAACCAAGGAAUCUCGCAUCUACCCGCUCCCCCACAUGUACGUUGUCAAGGACCUCGUACCGGACAUGACGCUCUUCUACAAGCAAUACCGAUCGGUCAAGCCAUACCUGCAGCGCGACACCGCCGCACCAGACGGUCGUGAGUUCCGUCAAUCCAAGGAAGACCGCAAGAAGCUCGACGGACUCUACGAAUGCAUUCUGUGCGCUUGCUGCUCGACUUCGUGCCCGUCUUACUGGUGGAACCAGGAGGAGUACCUCGGCCCCGCUGUUCUUCUCCAGUCCUACCGAUGGAUCGCCGACUCGCGAGACGAGAAGAAGGCCGAGCGCCAGGACGCCCUCAACAACAGCAUGAGCUUGUACCGAUGCCACACCAUUCUCAACUGCUCAAGGACGUGCCCCAAGGGACUUAACCCUGCGCUAGCCAUUGCCGAGAUCAAGAAGAGCAUGGCUUUCACAUAG
Messenger RNA from Alternaria ethzedia, 921 nucleotides. It is a transcript of the gene SDH2, whose product is annotated as succinate dehydrogenase complex, subunit B. Gene Ontology annotation, cellular component: mitochondrial membrane. Gene Ontology annotation, molecular function: electron transfer activity; 2 iron, 2 sulfur cluster binding. Gene Ontology annotation, biological process: aerobic respiration; respiratory electron transport chain; tricarboxylic acid cycle. Bases 1 to 921 code for a protein of 306 amino acids. The transcript has 4 exons. The record is from RefSeq and is a predicted model, not a curated record. Lineage: Eukaryota; Fungi; Ascomycota; Dothideomycetes; Pleosporales; Pleosporaceae.